Durio zibethinus is the source of this 1397-nucleotide messenger RNA. Its product is annotated as protein DCL homolog, chloroplastic. Gene Ontology annotation, biological process: chloroplast rRNA processing; chloroplast organization. The record is from RefSeq and is a predicted model, not a curated record. Gene Ontology annotation, cellular component: chloroplast. NCBI's taxonomy places the organism in Eukaryota, Viridiplantae, Streptophyta, Magnoliopsida, Malvales, Malvaceae.
AUUUCCUUUCCAAUGGCAAACCACUCUCCAUAUUUUUUAUCAGCGUUGAUAAUGUGACCGUUAACACUUUCUUUUCUUUCUUCAACUACUUAAAAACUCACUGAUCCAGUAAACUCACUAUGGCUUCGAUUCUCAAGCCACCACCGCCCUACUUUAUCCCUAUCUCCUUCGCUUCCUCCUUAGUUGUCUUAUCUUCUCCGUUGCACCAAACGACGUCGCUCCGAGUUCGGUUUUGCUCUUUGAGGACCGGCCCCGACGGCGGGAGAAUCGAGAGCCAGGAAUCUUACGGCGCUGAUUUGUUAAGGAAGCCGGGUAUAUUGCCAGCGAAGGACAGUGAUGGAAUUGCGGAAGAAGAGGAGGGUAGUGAGGGAAAAAGAAAUAGAGGCGAAUGGAAUGAUUGGGAAGACAAGAUUUUAGAGGACACUGUUCCUCUCGUUGGCUUUGUUAGAACGGUUCUUCAUUCUGGAAAAUAUAGAAGUGGAGAUAGAUUGAGUCCAGAGCACGAAAAGGCGAUUCUUGAGAGGUUGCUACCGUACCAUCCGGAGUCUGAGAAGAAAAUUGGAUGUGGAGUUGAUUACAUUACUGUUGGUUACCAUCCUGACUUUGUAGACUCAAGAUGUCUGUUCAUAGUUCGAAAAGAUGGAGAAAUGGUUGACUUUUCUUACAGGAAAUGCAUCAAUGGCCUGAUAAGAAAAAACUAUCCUCUAUAUGCAGACAGCUUCAUUCUCAAACAUUUCCGACGGCGUAGACGGGUUUCCUGAGGUUAAUGCUCGAAACUUGUCAACCACUUUAUAUUAUUAAGGAUCUUUUGAAUUUUAUUCUUAUUGUUUGUAAUAUGUCAUAAUUAUGAGCUCAAUUAACAUUGUAGAAAUUAAAGGCAAUUACUGAAAAUUCUUAAAUGCUGGAUGUAGUUUAUAGAAAAACAUAUUCCUAAAAGAUUGUACUGAGUUCUGCUGAAUGGUUUGACUGGUAACUGGUCUAAGGCCAAAUGUGCAUAUAUCCUUAAAUCACGGUUCCUCUGUCAAGGAGUAGGAUUUCACUAGUUUUCUAUAUUGCUCUGCUACUGCUCUCUCUCUCAACAAACAUCAAGCACACCCACAUGCAUAAAUGCUGCUUUGGCUACCAAACUGCAUUAACUCUUCGCAUCUUACGUGACUGUAACAGAGAGUAGUAGUCAUGCUUUAUCGUUUAAGUCAAGAAGUCGAUCAUUUCUUCGUGAGGAAGUGUCAGUUGUUUGUUUGUUAGAGCUCACUCAUUCAUUCUCUUAAUGGAAGACAGAUGUCAGUAUAUAUAUGUGCACUGUUUACUUUUUUCCCCCUAAUAAUUGAAGACAGAUGUCAGUUGCCUUGGCCGUUAAGUAACUAACACAAAUAGUGAAUUGCAUAUCUGUGCCAUUU